Messenger RNA from Tilletiaria anomala UBC 951, 2621 nucleotides. RefSeq lists its product as uncharacterized. The record is from RefSeq and is a predicted model, not a curated record. Gene Ontology annotation, molecular function: protein binding; transcription coactivator activity; chromatin binding. NCBI's taxonomy places the organism in Eukaryota, Fungi, Basidiomycota, Exobasidiomycetes, Georgefischeriales, Tilletiariaceae. The coding region runs from base 139 to 2499 and encodes 786 amino acids. The transcript has 5 exons. Gene Ontology annotation, cellular component: nucleus; SAGA-type complex. Gene Ontology annotation, biological process: chromatin remodeling; regulation of transcription by RNA polymerase II.
GUGUCUCGCCCACGGAAUCUUGCGCGCUGCCUGGCUCAGUUCGGCCGAGGGUGUCGGCGUGGGUGGAGUCUAGCACUCUGGCUCUAUUCAACGAGAACGUGCUAAGGUCUCAGGCGGCCAUCGCUUUGCACAGACACGAUGACUGUCAGUCAUCGGAAGAACAAGGUCCAAGCCAAGCCUGAUGACCGCAAGCUGGCCGUCGAACCAGGGAUAAGAUAUCAUUGCGAUGCCUGCGGAGCCGACAUCACUCUCACCGUUCGUGUCAGAUGCGCAGGGGGCUGCGAGGACUUUGAUCUCUGCGGCAGCUGCUUCUGUGCCGGUAUAGAGGUCAGACAACACAAGGCGUGGCAUAACUAUCGCAUCGUAGAGCAACAUGCAUACCCCAUCUUCUGCGAUGACUGGGGUGCAGACGAGGAGCUCCUCCUCAUUGACGGGUGCCAGAUCUAUGGUGUGGGUAACUGGGCAGACAUUGCAGACCACAUUGGCAACCGCACCAAGGAGGAAGUCGAGAAGCACUACAUCAAAGUCUUCCUCGAAGGCAGAGAUGGGACGAAAGAAGGGGACAGGCGAGCAGCAGCUGUUUUGCAGGAAGCGCAAGCAGCACGUGCGGACCGGGUGCGAGAAGACGAAGAGCUGCGAGGGCGACGUAGUCCGACUCCCAUCGUGGCGCCUAAUAUGCAUUUCAAGCCGUCCGUCAACGCAGAGGCCUUCCAGACUCGCAAAAGACAGCGAAUCGAGGAUCUACGCAUUGCACAAGCCAACUUCCAGCCCAACAAGCUCACCAAGCCACUCGUUUCGGCGCCCACCUCGCACUCGGAAAUUGCGGGUUUCAUGCCUGGUCGACUCGAGUUCGACUACGAGUACGAGCAGGACGCUGAGAACUUGACGAAGGACAUGGAAUUCGGCCGAGUGUAUAAGUUUGGCGGAGAACUUAUCAAGAGCGAGCACGAUGCGUUAGGAGGGAAGAAGGCUGUCCAGGGCAUGGCGCGUAUGCCGCCCAGCGCUCGAGGCGCUGUUGGUAGUAGAACAGGUGCUGGUACGGGGAGCAAAGGACUUGCGGAGGCGGGCGACACAGACACUCCUGCGCCUGAAGCCGAGGACGGUAAGGAGAAGGGCCAAGCGAACGCCGUUACAGGAGACGGGCAAGGGGACGAGGUGUCUAUGUCAGUCGCCGAGAGUUCGUCGCAGGCUGCUAAAAGAGCAGCAGAGCAGACGGCCGCUGCUACCACCACUUCGAACGCCGCGCCAUCUGCAUCUUCGAGCGUGGACCUCAAGGGCAAAAAAAAAGCUAUCGAGGAAGACGCGAGCGCGCCAGACCCCUCUGCAUCUGCGGUAGACGGCACAGGUGCAUCUUCCACUGCUGCGGCUGCGGGUGAUGCAUCUCAAGCUACGGAAGAUCGAGCAGCGGAUUGGGACGAAGAUGACGCGGAUCUCGAACUCAAGCUGACGGUGCUGGAGAUGUACAACGAGCGCAUCAACCGGCGAGCGAGAAGAAAAAGGUUUAUGUUUCAGCGCAAUCUCAUGGAUUACAAGAGGAACAUAGCCGCAGAGCGUCGCCGACCGAAAGAGGAGCGCGAGCUGCUCAAUCGCGUACGGCAUUUCGCACAGCUACAGACAGCGCAAGAUUUCGAAGACUUCCUCAAUGGCUUAUGCUACGAAGAAGCAUUACGGCGGGCCGCUGGGCAGAUGCAGCGCUGGCGCAAAGCGGGCAUCACUUCUCUGCAAGAUGGCGUGCAGUACGAAAAGGAGAGGACAGAGCGAGUCAAGAAAGCCGCAGCGCUGGCGGAGGGUGGGCUCGCCGCUUUCCCGCUUGUCGCUGCGGGCCUGCCGAGCGGGCCGCGACAGAGUGCGUCUAAAGCAAGCAGUGCGGCCGCUGCCGCGCGCCAGAGGGAGGUCAGUGUCGUGAGCCAGGGUAAGGACGAUGCAGGGCCGACGGGUGGCAAGAAAGGCGACGCGGCGGACGCCACGGGCAAGCUUGGCCGCAAACCUCCUCGCCCGAUGGAUUUCACUAAUGACCCCAACUUAUCCCUCCUCACCGAGAACGAAAAGGUUCUCUGCUCGACUGUGCGCGUCAAACCGGCUGCCUAUCUGACGAUCAAGAAGCAAAUCCUCGUCGAGUACCUCCGGCGCAAAGGCAAGCUCUCGCGGCGCGACUGCCGGACCCUGUUCAAGAUGGACGUCAACAAGCUCGGAAAGAUCUACGAUGUCAUACGCGAGGAAGGCUUCCUUGAUGCCGUCACCAAGUACGGUCUCGCCGGCGCGACGGUCGACCCAGUCGUAUCAAGUGACGAUGUUCUGGUUGUGAAUGGCGGCACGGGAGCUUCGAUGAAUGGCAGCGUCAACGGCAGCGGCGGACAUGCUCUCAAUGGGCAUCACGAUAGCGCGAUCAACGGCAGCGUACUCAAGAACGCGCGCGGCGAACCGCUGCUCAAUGCCAACGCUGGCCCCUCCGAUUCUCCGCAUCAAGCCCGCCCUUGGCGACCAACUGCGAUAGUCUGACACCAUUCAGGAUGCGAACGAACGUUCAUACGCAUGCAAGUGAAAUGAUCCCAUAAAUGUGGAUCUCUUCAUCCUGUAUUCCACUCCAAGCAUCAAUCUAUUCUCAUCACGGCAUGCACACA